Molecule: messenger RNA, 830 nt
Organism: Nicotiana tabacum (common tobacco)
Lineage: Eukaryota; Viridiplantae; Streptophyta; Magnoliopsida; Solanales; Solanaceae
Source: RefSeq, a predicted model, not a curated record
AGAAAGUAUCACAUUAGUUGGUUAUAUAUUGAAUUGAUCUAUUUAGCGGAGUACUCAUUUCAUCUGUGACUACAAAAAACAGCGAGAGAGAAAGAGAGUGCGAUUCAGAAAGAGAACGUGAGAGCAGCAGAGAAAUGGCUUCAAACGCAGCGGCGCCGUUUUGGAGGUCGGCGGGGAUGACUUACAUAACAUACUCAAACCUAUGCGCUAACCUGGUUAGGAACUGCCUUAAAGAGCCUUACAAGUCCGAAGCCCUGACCCGUGAGAAGGUCCACUACUCCGUCUCCAAAUGGGUCGAUGGCAAGCCUCAGAAACCCACCAUCCGCUCAGAUUCUCCCGAAGAAUGAGACCAACUGAACAAGGUUGGAUCUCGGGCUUUAUUUCUUCUCUCAAAUGAAUUUUGUACUUUCCUGGCAUUACAUACGGUGCUCGUCUGCUGGAGCUUGCAUAAAAACAUUUAUAUGCUAAUAAUAUAGCCGAUAGACCUUGAUACUUGUUGGAUAGAAUUGAGAUAAUGUUUAUUUUUAGAACCUGCUUCUGUUGUCAAGAAACUUAUUUCCGUUUUUCUAACGAAACUUGUCCAAUGGCCAUGGGGUUGUCAUAAUGCAUCAACCCCAAUGUUCACCUGUGUAAUAUAAGUCAUUGAGCCUUUGAAGAUUGUUGCGGAACAUAACCGAAAGUAACCGCCAGGGUCAGCGAAGCAGCGUUUCUCCGUCUUCAAAAAGGGUGAGAAGGAAGAAGAGGGUAGAGUAGAAUUGUUGUAUGCUUUAUUUCCUACGAGCUUGAACUAAAUAUCUAAAACUAAUGAAAUAAUACCAAUACGACUUACA